Molecule: messenger RNA, 1458 nt
Organism: Xyrichtys novacula (pearly razorfish)
Lineage: Eukaryota; Metazoa; Chordata; Actinopteri; Labriformes; Labridae
Source: the annotation of a GenBank genome assembly
AUGUCCGAGGAGGUUGAAGGAACGACAGCUUCGGAAGAAGUGCAGGUAAAAUACAACGAGGCACUACAAUUUUAACACAGUAUCCACGGAUGGAGGAGGCUAGCACGAAGCUAGUUAGCUCAUAGCAACCAUGAUCUAAUGUCAUCAGCGAUACUACCACAAAAAGGCGCAUUUUCCGACACAUUAAAAAGUGACCCUGAUGUAUUGAGGGAAUAAAUGUUACCUUUUGCUGCUAAAACUACUGGGAAAUGUUUUGCUGGCUUUGUGAGGACGAGUCGGCCGAAUUUGCUAAGCAUACGGAUACUGGGCAAACACCGGCUGCUAUUUUAACCUGCAUUUUAUCAAAGUUAAACGUAAAUGUGAACGUGAGGUGAAACUGUAACUACACAUUACUGUUUCUUCAACUCAAAAUGUCCACUUGUUGAGGCUGCAUUCCUGUAGCUCCGUGUUUUUUGAUUUUCAACAGGAAAUGGAGGACAAAGUGAUCAGUCCAGAGAAAGCAGAGGAAGCCAAGCUGAAGGCGAGGUAUCCUAACCUUGGAGCCAAGCCUGGAGGCUCUGACCUGCUCAGAAAGAGACUUCAGAAGGGGGUGCGUUUCUCUCCUAAACUUGGGUGGCUAUACAUAUAUAUAUAAACCAAGGAUGUCAAACUCAACCACAGCAAGGGCCACAAUCUGGAUUUAAGUCUAACCUGAGGGCCCCACAGGGUCAACAUUUAACCCACAAUGUGAAAAAAAUCCAAUAGAUGAGUUCAAAAGAUCAGAACACGAUAUUAAAUAUAGAAAAAUAAUGCUUUUAAAGAGCAAAUACAUGAGGAGAAAGUUGAAAUCAUAAGUUUGAAAGGGCAAAAUAUGAGAAAAAUUGGAAUCUAAAGGAUUAAAAUGACAUAAAUCUAAAUACAGAGUUGAAAAAAACUCAAAGCACAAAAUAAAAGUUAAAUUAUGUUAGACUUGUAAUCUUGAAAAAUCUUGGAAAUAUGGGUAAAACACAAUUUUUUCCCCACAUUCUUGACUAUUUAUCAAAUCUUCUUUACUUUUUACUUUCCCAGAUUUUCAUGGUUUAUUAAGGAUAUUUUAAAUAAUGUUGCUAAAGUUUACAUUAUCAUCCUGGAGGAAAUCUGCAGACUUCAUACUGGUGGUCCAAUAAUAAUACAAAUAUGAUAUGAUCUCGUGGGCCAUGAAUAAUUGUUCCAUGGGACAGAUUUGACCCCCGGGCCUUGAGUUUGACACCUGUACUGUAAACAGUAGUAGUCAGAUCAUAAACUCAAUCUGAUUUUAUGUUUUUCCAGCAAAAAUACUUUGACUCUGGUGACUACAACAUGGCCAAGGCGAAAAUGAAGAAUAAGCAGUUGCCGUCUGCACCAACAGAGAAGACUGAAAUCACAGGAGGGCACAUCCCAACACCUCAGGACUUGCCUCAAAGAAAGACUUCAAUUGUGGCCAGUAAACUGGCUGGCUGA